Melospiza georgiana is the source of this 7749-nucleotide messenger RNA. It is a transcript of the gene BRWD1, whose product is annotated as bromodomain and WD repeat domain containing 1. Gene Ontology annotation, biological process: regulation of cell shape; regulation of transcription by RNA polymerase II; cytoskeleton organization. Lineage: Eukaryota; Metazoa; Chordata; Aves; Passeriformes; Passerellidae. The record is from RefSeq and is a predicted model, not a curated record. The coding region runs from base 35 to 6970 and encodes 2311 amino acids. Gene Ontology annotation, molecular function: protein binding. The transcript has 41 exons. Gene Ontology annotation, cellular component: nucleus.
CGUGCCGAGCCGGGCCCGCCGCCCUCAGCCCGCCAUGGCCGAGCCUGCGGCCUCUUCCAGCUCCGGCGCGUCGCUGCCGCUCAUUGAAUCAGAGCUUUACUUCCUCAUCGCCCGGUUCCUGAGCACCGGGCCCUGCCGGAGAGCGCUGAAGGUGCUGGUGCAGGAGCUGGAGCAGCACCAGUUGCUUCCCAAAAGGUUGGAUUGGCAAGGAAACGAGCAUUAUAGAAGUUAUGAAGAAUUGGUGCUGUCCAACAAACAUGUGGCUCCAGAUCAUUUAUUACAGAUUUGCAAACGUAUUGGCCCCAUCCUGGAUAAGGAGAUCCCACCCAGCAUUUCCAGAGUGAAUUCCUUGCUUGGGGCAGGGAGACAGUCCUUGCUAAGGACAGCAAAAGAUUGCAGGAGCACAGUUUGGAAGGGCUCUGCAUUUGCUGCCCUGCAUCGAGGCAGACCCCCUGAAAUGCCUGUGAACUAUGGCACCCCCCCCAACCUUGUGGAGGUGCAUCGAGCAAAGCAGUUAACUGGAUAUGCCAAGUUCAGCACCUCAUUCCCAGGGAGUAUGUACCAGCAUGUCAAGAUGCACAGGAGGAUCCUUGGCCAUCUCUCUUCUGUCUAUUGUGUGGCAUUUGACAGGACUGGACACAGAAUAUUUACUGGCUCAGAUGACUGUCUGGUGAAGAUCUGGUCCACCCACAAUGGCAGAUUGUUCGCCACCUUACGAGGACACUCAGCAGAGAUCUCUGACAUGGCUGUGAACUAUGAGAACACCAUGAUUGCAGCUGGCAGCUGUGACAAGAUGAUCAGGGUGUGGUGUCUGAGGACCUGUGCUCCAGUUGCUGUCCUCCAUGGGCACACAGGCUCCAUUACCUCCCUGCAGUUCAGCCCCAUGGUGAAAGGCUCCCUGAGGUACAUGGUCUCCACUGGGGCAGAUGGAACUGUUUGCUUCUGGCAGUGGGAUACAGAUUCCAUGAAAUUCAACACCAAGCCAGUGAAGUUCACAGAGAAGCCCAGGCCAGGGGUUCAGAUGCUUUGUUCUUCCUUCAGUGUGGGUGGGAUGUUUUUAGCAACUGGCAGCACUGACCACGUCAUCAGGAUGUAUUUUUUUGGCUCUGAAACACCUGAGAAAAUAGCAGAAUUGGAAAGUCAUGCUGACAAAGUUGACAGCAUUCAGUUUUCUAAUGGUGGGGACAGGUUCAUCAGUGGCAGCAGGGAUGGCACAGCUCGGAUCUGGCGUUUCGAGCAGGCAGAGUGGAGGAGCAUCCUGUUGGACAUGUCUGAUCGACUGCUGGGUGACACUUGUGCAGAAGAAGACAAAUUCAUGAAGCCUAAAGUAACCAUGAUAGCCUGGAACCAAAAUGACAACUAUGUUGUUACAGCUGUGAAUAAUCACCUGCUGAAAGUCUGGAAUUCCAGCACAGGGCAGCUGCUCCAUGACUUGGUGGGCCAUGCAGAUGAAGUGUUUGUGCUGGAGACCCAUCCCUUUGACUGCAGGAUAAUGCUCUCUGCAGGCCAUGAUGGCAACAUCUUCAUCUGGGACAUCACCAAGGGCACCAAAACAAAACAUUAUUUUAACAUGAUUGAGGGCCAGGGACAUGGAGCUGUUUUUGACUGUAAGUUUUCACCAGAUGGUCAGCAUUUUGCAUGCACAGAUUCUCAUGGACAUCUGCUGAUAUUUGGCUUUGGCUGUAGCAGGCCUUAUGAAAAGAUUCCUGAUCAGAUGUUCUUCCACACUGACUACCGGCCGCUGAUCCGGGACUCCAACAACUACGUGCUGGAUGAGCAGACCCAGCAGGCCCCUCACCUCAUGCCCCCUCCCUUCUUAGUGGAUGUGGAUGGAAACCCUCAUCCCACAAAAUAUCAAAGAUUGGUGCCAGGAAGAGAGAAUUGUGCAGAUGAACAUUUGAUUCCUCAGCUUGGAUAUGUAGCAACAAGUGAUGGAGAAGUUGUGGAGCAGGUGAUUGGCCAGCAGACAGUGGACCAGGAUGAGCCAGGCCUGGAGCCCAGCAUUCUGGAUGGGAUGAUCAGACAGCUGCAGCUGGAACAGGAUCAGAGAACUGCAGCUGAUCAAGAAUCUGCUCCAAGUGGCCCCCAGAACGGGGAGGGAACACCCAGGAGAGCUUUCAGAAGGCCGAGCCUGGACAUCCAGUCCCCGCCCAACAUCGGUUUGCGGCGCAGCGGGCAGGUGGAGGGCGUGCGGCAGAUGCACCAGAACGCCCCCCGCAGCCAGAUGGCCACCGAGAGGGACCUGCAGGCCUGGAGGCGCAGGGUGGUGGUGCCAGAGAUCCCCCCCAGCUUGCUCAGGAAACAGGAAGAAUAUCGGAUUGCAAAAGGAGAAGAAGAGAGAGAUCUUUAUGCAACAGAGAAUAAAAAGUCACUUGAGUCACUGGAAAAGAGUGACUCUGAAUCUUCAUUGAUCCAAUCCAAACGUCGACUGCACAGACGGAAAUAUUCCAACUACAGAACAAGGAAAAACAUUGAGCAGCUGGAGUCUUCUGAGGAGGAGAUGGACAACUGCUUGGGCUUGAUAGAGCUGGAAGCUGAAGAAAGUGAGGGCUCUGGUUCUUCUGAUGAAGAGGAAGAGUGGAGAAGUGACAAGAAAAGCAACAGUAAUAGUUCUAGCGACUCCUCGAGCAGGUACUCGGACUGGAUCGCGGACGCCGGCAUCAACCUGCAGCCGCCGGUGCGCAGCUCGCGCAGGAACGCGCUGCGCUACUGCAGCUCCUCCGAGGACGACGUGUCUGCUGAGAAAUCCUCUCCUCCCAAGAGGAGGAGGAGGAAGAGGAGGAAAAAACCCAAACCUAAAAAGCAGGAGGAGGCUGAUGCUGCAGCACAACCACUGAACUUGGAGCUGUCCUAUGACUGGCACCCUCCAGUGUGGAUCACAGACACGGCUCUGCGAAGGUCCCCCUUUGUCCCUCAGAUGGGGGACGAGGUGAUAUAUUUCCGACAAGGGCACGAGGCUUACAUUGAAGCAGUGAGGAGAAAUAACAUUUAUGAGCUGAAUCCACACAAGGAGCCUUGGAGAAAAGUGGUGCUUAGGGAUCAGGAAUUGGUAAAAAUUGUUGGAAUCAGAUACGAGGUCGGUCCUCCCACGUUGUGUUGCCUCAAGCUUGCCUUUAUCGAUCACGCCACUGGGAAACACACAGACAAAUCAUUUUCCAUCAGAUACCACGACAUGCCCGAUGUCAUCGACUUCCUCAUCCUGCGUCAGUUCUACGACGAAGCCCGGCAGAGGAACUGGCAGGCCUCCGACAGGUUCCGCUCCAUUAUUGACGAUGCCUGGUGGUUUGGGACAGUGCUGGGUCAGGAACCUUACCAGCCUCAGUAUCCAGACAGCCACUUCCAGUGCUACAGUGUCAAAUGGGACAAUGGUGAAAUUGAAAAGCUGAGCCCGUGGGACAUGGAACCAGUCCCUGAUAAUGUUGAUCAGCCUGAGGAAUUGGGAGCAAGUGUGUCAGUGACCCUGGAGGAGGUGGAGAAGCUCCUGUACAAGCCCCAGGAGGGGGAGUGGGGGAUGAAGUCCCGGGACGAGGCCUGUGAGCGGAUUAUCCGCGGCAUUGAUCAGCUCAUGACCCUUGACAUCUCAGCAGCCUUUGCUGGCCCUGUGGACCUGUGCACGUACCCCAAGUACUGCACGGUGAUCGCGUACCCCACGGACCUGACCACCAUCCGCACCCGCCUGGCCAACCGCUUCUACAGGAGAAUUUCAGCAUUGGUUUGGGAAGUGAGAUACAUUGAAAGCAAUGCCAGAACCUUCAACGAGCCUGGGAGUGCUAUUGCCAGAGCUGCAAAAAAAAUCACCACCCAGCUCCUGAAGUUUAUCAAUGACCAGGACUGUACAAAUAUUUUUGAAUUAUGUAGCACAACAGAUGAUGAGCAAGAUUGUCAUGAUGCUGAUCUGGAUGAUGAAAAAUGUGUUCCAAGAACAUCAUACAGAAGAAGAAAAGGACGGGGCUUAAAAAAAGGGAAAAACCUGAAAAGUGGCUAUGAUGAAAACUGCUGGAAGAAGCAGUGCAUGGAGCUGGUGAAUUUAAUUUUCCAGUGUGAGGAUUCUGAACCUUUCAGGCAGCCAGUUGAUUUGGAUCAAUAUCCUGAUUACAGACAUAUUAUAGACACUCCAAUGGAUUUUGGUACAGUGAAGGAAACCCUGGAAGCUGGGAAUUAUGACACUCCAAUGGAACUGUGCAAAGAUAUCAGACUGAUAUUCAGUAAUGCAAAAUCUUAUACUCCAAACAAAAAGUCAAAGAUUUACAGUAUGACCUUGAGAUUGUCAGCACUGUUUGAAGAGAAAAUCCGAAGGAUUGUUUCAGAUUUCAAAAAUGGGCAGAAACAGAAUGAGAAGCUAAGGAGAAACCAGAGGUACAGCAGAAGAUUCAAUAAUCAAAGCUCAGUGCAGCAGCCCACCAAAAUGCUCAGAAAUCUGAAGCAGAAGCCACUCAAGUCUCAGGCCAAACUUGAAUCUGAGCAGGAAGAUGCUUUUGCUCAGCCUACCUCAAGCAGAGCUGCCUGUGUCACAAGCCAUAAACCCAACCCUGGCUCCUACCAGCACAGCUCCUCAGGAGAAUCCUCAGACUCUGCCUGCCUGGCAUCCUUUGAGAGGAAUGGGAAAGCCAGAUCCACACCUCUGGCCAAUUGUUCUGCUUUGUCAUCAGAGAGUGAAAUAGAAGGUUCUGGGGUUUCUUCAUCUUCUUCCUCUUCAUCUUCAUCCUCCUCAAGCAGCUCAGAAGACAGCAAAGGCUGUGCUGGGGCUCCUGUGUCCCCCUCUCCCCUGCCCAACGGGGUGUGCAGGAGGAACAGCAGCCGCAGGCUGACCCGCAACCGAGCUGCUCAGAGGAAACAGACAGGAACACUUCUUCAGGAGAAUGGGAACACAAGGAAAACAGUCAGGAAAAAGUUAUAUGGAAGUGACUCUGAAAAUACUUCAGCAAUGACAUCCGAGUCCCUCAGGAACAGCAAGGGCAGGCACAGGAAGAUCCCACGCAGGAGUGCUGCUGUGGCUGCCAACAAGCUGAGGCUGAUGAGUGAUGUGGAGGAGGAGGUGUCGAGCUCGGAGAGCAUCGGGCUCUGCAGGAACAGGAAGCUGCCGCACCGCAACGCCUCGGCCGCCGCCAGGAGAAUGCUGCUGGAAGGCUCAGAGGAUGAGGCGGGCCUCAAGUCUGAGAGUGACAAAGAAAUAGGAGAGCAGCUCACCAAGAGGAAAACUCUUUCUCAGCCUGGUUGUUCUGCUCCACGAAGGAAAUUUGUCAGCGAGUCUGAGAAUGGAAGUUCGGAUUCUGAGCCUGACACGCAGAGCAAGCAGAAGAGCUGGCAGAGCAACGGGCACAAGCUCAGGGGCUCUGUGUGCUCUCUGUCUCCCAAAGGGAAAAGUCCCACCUUAGACUUGUCAGAGGAGGACUCCAAAAGCCAUAAUUCUGAGGAUGGGGGCAGCCAAAAGGUUUCUGAGCCGUCAACACUUGCACAUCACAAGCCUGCAGUGAGCAACUCUGAGGAUGAGGCGGACUCUGAGCCGGACAGGUGGAAUGGCAGGAAAGCCUCUGGGCUGCAGCUGUCUCCUCCUUUAAAAAAAGCAAAAGUCUUGAGUGAUUUAGAGGACACAGCAGAGUCUGAAGCAGAAACCAGAGAGGAGGAGAAGAGUUUUGUGUGGGAGAGCUUGGUGCCCACUAAGAUUGUGAGGGGUUCCAAAUCUGGAGCUGCCUCCGGCUUCCAUCGCUCUUCGGAUUCGGACUCGGAGAGUGAUUCCAAUAACAGCAAUUUCUGUGAAACUUCUGCAAAAGCAAAGAUGAGGAAGAGGAAAGGAAAAACAAAAGUAGUUAGAAAAGAGCAAACAUCAGAGGAAGCCAGCCAGAGUGGUGCCAAGGUGCUGAGGAACAGGACGUGCAUCAUCAACUACAAAAAGCACAUCAGGGUGUGCAGCGUGGGGGAGAAGAAGAACCCCCGCAGGUGUGCCACGCUGGCAGCCAGCAAGAUCAAGAUCAUGAGUGAUGCAAAGGAGGAAUUAUCCAGCUCAGAAAGUGUUUACCCAGCCAGGAAAAACCGCAAGCAGCUGCAGGGCAGCGUGUCCUCAGCCUGCAGGAAGAAGCUGUUCAACAGCUCCGAGGUGGACGCUUGUUCCAAGUCUGAAAAUGAGAGUGAGCAGGUUUGUGGUAGGAAAAAAGCUUCCUGCUCUGAAUCUUCUGUUUCUAAAAGGAAAUAUAUUAUUGAGUCUGAGAAUGAAAGGACUGACUCGGAGACAGAGACUCAGAAGCAGAGUGAUAACCACGUGCAGCCACAGAAACCCCUCUGUGCUGCAGCUCUGAAUAACUUUGACUACGACUCCUCAGAGGAGAAUUCCACAAACCACGGGGUAGAAAAUGGGGGAAACUGGGGAAUUUCUAGGCAGGCAGCUUCAGCCCACAACCAUUGUACGAGUAACUCCGAAGAGGAGGUAGAUUCUGACUUGGCUAAACUUGAAACUAAAAAUACCAGAGUAGCAGCAAAUAAAAAACCUAGAGCUUCUUUCAAGAGAUUAAAACGGGUGGAUGACUUAAAGGAAGGAGAAUCUGAAAUAGGAGGGAAAAGAGAGGAGAGAAGAGAGGAAAGAAGAGAGGAGAGAAGCUCUGUCUCUGAGGAUGUGGAAGCACCUGGGACUGCAGGAAGCUCCAAAACCACCUUCCCGUGUUUCUCCUCGGACUCUGGGACCGACAGCACCAUCUGCAGCGACGCCGCGGACACCAGGAAGCGCAAGAGGAAAUGCAAAGCGGGCGGGAAGGAGAGCCUGAGCCACGACUCUCUGCGGCCGUGCCGGCGGCGGCCGCAGCGCAGGAAGCGGCGGAAAGGCAGCCAGGAGCAGGACUCGGAGGAGCUGGAGUUGGGCCGGGCCCGGCGGCGGCCGCGGCGCUCCAAGAUCCGCACGCGCAGCGGCGGCCGGCGCACCGUGCGCUACCACGACGACGACGACGACAGAGCCCUCGAGGAGGCCGCCUGUGAAACGUAACCUUAACUAAAGGAUAGCCAGCCCAUCUCUUUGUUUGUUUGUUUUUCUUUUAUUGUUUUCUUUUUUUUUUUUUUUAAUGGUAAUAGCACUAGAACUCGUGAUGGGUGCUGGCUCUUCUUUGUCCUACAUUUCAGGGAAUAUAUUUAUAUUUUUCUAUGAAAAAGUUAUGAAUGUGAUUAGAUGAUGACUUUCUCCUUUUUCAUAUUUUGACUUGCACUUGCCUGCCCAUGUAGCAGCAUUUAGCACAGAUGCCAAAAUGUGCCUCAUUAUAGGGGCAAUUUUUUUGUCUUUACUGGUAUUUUAUUACAUAUAAACAAGAGUUAAAAAAAAUGUUAAAACACUGCAAACAGGUUAAUAGCAGUAUGUUGAGUAUUAUUGUUAUGGGUGCUGCAAUGAAAUACUACCUAGGUCAUGCAACAUUCAAGAACAGAUUUCAAACAUCUCUAAUGCUGUAUGAAAUCAUCUACAACAGUAACAGGCUUCUAAAUAAUAGUACACACUCUAAAAACCUGGUGGAUGCAAACAUUGCUUCCAAAGAGGAAUGAAAAGGCUGAAAACUUCACGGCUGGGUUCAGUGCAGCUGUUCAGUGCUCUGUACAAGCAGUUACCAGUGGAGAAGUUUAUUUGCCACUUCCAGAGGCUUUGGUUCUGCUGACAGGUAGUACAUCAUUAAUGUGACUUCUAUACUGUAAACUUUUAAGAUUAUGAAAUGCAGGUGAACUCUUGGGCCUAAAAGGGUUUUUGUGUGUUUUCUUUAUAAAAUAGAAAAACAAACAAAA